Molecule: messenger RNA, 2275 nt
Organism: Anguilla rostrata (American eel)
Lineage: Eukaryota; Metazoa; Chordata; Actinopteri; Anguilliformes; Anguillidae
Product: endothelin-2-like
Biological process (GO): intracellular calcium ion homeostasis; regulation of systemic arterial blood pressure by endothelin; vein smooth muscle contraction
Cellular component (GO): extracellular region
Molecular function (GO): hormone activity; endothelin B receptor binding
Source: RefSeq, a predicted model, not a curated record
CUGAGGUCCGGACCAACACCUGUCAGCUCAGCCGCUAGCCGGAGCCGCUGUCUCCCUGCACCUGUGCACUCUGGGAUAUUACCGCACUGGAGACACCUGUAAUGGAUCUGGCACUGCACACGCUCCUGGCCCUGUGCGUCACGCUCUGCGUGCUUCUACCCGAAGGAUCGGGGCUGCCCGCGUCGCGGAACUCCGACCAGGGCCCCCCCGGCCCUCCUCCCCGCCCCCCCCCGCGGGUACGGACCAAGCGCUGCUCCUGCAGCAACUGGCUGGACAGGGAGUGCAUCUACUUCUGCCACCUCGACAUCAUAUGGGUCAACACGCCAAGUAAGACCGUCCCGUACGGGCUGGGCAGCCCCCUGUCCCGCCGCCGACGCUCCACAGACCGCUGUGCGUGCGCCAGCCCCGCGGACCGCACCUGCACCGGCUUCUGCCACCACAGCUCUGAGAAUCCCCAACUGGCGCGGGUCGACCCGUCCACGCGGUCCAGGCGCUACACGGACAGAACCAGUGCUAAACUGCUGACCUCUCUCAGGGAGGCGGUCCAGGCCAAUAUGCAGGCCCUGGAGCGGGCUGUGGCCCCCAAGAGAAAACGUUCCGGGGCCCCUGGCCGGUAACCAGCUCAGAGAGAGGGGAGGCAGAGCCGAAAAAGAGCGGGCAUCCGAUCAAAAACGUCCCGGAGGAGGUCGCCGGGCAGAGGUCGAGAGAGGUGCCUCCCUCUGGCAGGAGGAGGGGGCAUCCCCAUCAAAUGGGACAGGCGGCAGACUGGAGGACAGACUGGCCUGUCCCAGACUGGAAUUUUUUUUUAACGGAGGAACUGGGGUGUCAUGAAUUGGGGGGGGGGCAGGGCAUCCCCCAUUACAGACUGCACUGCCAGUUCCCACGAAUCUGGACCUGGCAUAGACGUGCAUAAAGGUGACAGGUGAAGACAUUCCCCCUCACAGCUACUUUGACGUCAAGUGAAGUUGAAGGGGAAGCGUUUUAAAAAUAGCAGAGGAGGAAAUGCAGACAAGCUGCAUUGCUGGGGAUUUGAGCUUUCGCCUUUUAUCCACGGCGCCGAAGAACGUAAUUAUUCUGCCGCUUUCCGUGCGGAGAGCUUCAAAGCCUCGGCCCGCCCGUACCUGCGAACACGUCUUCGAGAAGAUGGCCGACUUUAUUAUCGAGGUGUUCGAUGCGCGAGCUGCACUGGCAUCGAACGCUAUGGCUCAGGGUGAUCUAAGCAUGAUACGCAAAGGGCAGCGGGUUUAUUCUGCAUUAAGGCUGCGCUGUUUCUGGCGCCCAGACUUGCGCGGACGAAACUACCCGAGGUUUUGUGUGUCUGUGUGAUUAUUUAUUUAACUGUCAAGCACCUUUUUUUUUUCCCCCCGUUGUUGGAAUCGGCUGAGUUCCAGCUUCUUCAGAAUGCUCUUUACUUCAGUUCCUCUGUAUCAGAGGAGAGAGCCAGAUCCCCAGUGGGGAGUCCUGCCGGCUGUGUGCGACUAGCUGGGUUCGGGGGGGCAGCGUCCUCAGCACACGAAAAGCCUCAGAAAAGCAGGGAAGACAGAAACCAAGGUCCUCUCUGGUCAGUGUUACGGGCGAAGGGUUACAGAAGGCACACUGGCACAGGAAGUCAACCUCGAAAGUCAUUAGAUUUAAUCUGCGAUUGAAGCUGGUUCACGUGAGGUUUUUUGUUAGUGAGCAGCUGUAAACACACAACAGUCAGAACAUAAAAUAAACAGAUUAAAUAUUAUUACAUAUUGUAAUAUUUUUAAGAUCAUUUUUCUGUUCGCCGUCAUAUUUCAGCGGUGCCAACAUUUUUUAAAAACCAAGGUUUUUUUUCUUCUUUUUUUUUUUCCAACAAAAGGCGUUUUUUUCUGGCUUAAUAAUAAUUACCCAAUGGCAUUUAAGAAAAUGCAAGGAUGAUCCUUAUUACAGUCAGAAGAAAAACUAUUUUCGUAAGCAGCCAUGUUUGUUUUACCGAAUGAACCUGCACAUGCAUGCAAAGUCUGUCGGGACGCAAACGUAUUUUGGCGUGGUUUGCUUAAGUUGUUUAUUUAAUUUUGCUGUCACUACACAGGGGAAGCAACAAGGCAGCUCAAAGCGAUUUUCUUCAGUCUUGUCUGGUUUAUUUAUCCUCGUCUCAUUCAAGUGCUCUUUAAUUUAUGUUUAUAUUAAUAUUUAUUUUUCUACAUUAUGUUAUGUUAACUUAUGUUUGCAUUAGUUGUAUAUUUGUCAAAAAGACAUAUUUGUGACAAUUUUUUUAUGCUGUUUAUCAAUAAAUUAAAUUAUUGCGUUA